Messenger RNA from Macrosiphum euphorbiae (potato aphid), 327 nucleotides. The record is from the annotation of a GenBank genome assembly. Lineage: Eukaryota; Metazoa; Arthropoda; Insecta; Hemiptera; Aphididae.
AUGCAAUUUCGGACUGGCAUAAUUUUAUUGGCCACGACCAUUUCGGUCGGGUCACUCGAUGGCUCGACUGAAACCGUUUGCAUCGAGUCACCACCACCCGCUGUAGACGGUGAAUCGAUCUUUGCGUCGAGGCAGCGGAAGUACCAAUCCGAUAUCGGAUGCGCAUCACCCGCAAAAGCAGCCGUCUGCAUCGCCGGGUUCGAUAUUGAACUACGUGUACCGCCUGGACGCAGAAAUCACUGCGACUUGUCAACGUGCACGAUUUUUCAGGGCGGACAGCUCGUCGAAAACUCGGUACAUUGCGAUCGAUUGGGUGGAUUGCCGUGA